Molecule: messenger RNA, 3090 nt
Organism: Beta vulgaris subsp. vulgaris (sugar beet)
Lineage: Eukaryota; Viridiplantae; Streptophyta; Magnoliopsida; Caryophyllales; Amaranthaceae
Exons: 6
Coding region: 1-3090 (1029 amino acids)
Molecular function (GO): catalytic activity
Source: RefSeq, a predicted model, not a curated record
AUGGCUGAUGAGAUCAUAAAGAAAGUUUCUGAUUAUAAGAUAGCAGCGGAGGAGAAUAAUCCCAUAGCUUUUGAUGACUUACCCGAUAUCGAGAAUACUCAAGAUUUUGCCCUAGCAUUGAUUGGGAAGAUUGUGACAGUAAGAUCUUUCAAUUUCGAAGCCCUUAAACGCCAUAUAGAGCGGGAUUGUGUGGAGUCUUCGGAGGAUGAUAAAGAUGUUGAGAGGCAAUGGGGGGCUUGGCUUAGGGCAUCCCCAAGAAGAGGUAGACAAAAGAUGGAAGAGGAGACGAGGGCUUUCUUGAAGGAGGUGAAGGCUGGUGAAGAUAACCUUGAGCUGUUGCCCAUCAGUGAGAAUCAGGCUGCGGGAGGGUCGGGGCAGCCGAUUGCUAGCGUGGCUGUGCCUAACGCAACUGCGGAGUCGGGUCCGGUUCCUAGCGUGGCUGCUGCUUCGGAGUUCGAAGCUCCUUCCUCCUAUGCUAGUGUGGAUGUUGGGCUGCAUCAGGUUCCUAACUUAAUUACCAUGACACAGGCGCCUAGUACAGGUGAGGUGCUUAAUAAUCCUCUAAUUUUUGUGGCUGGUGGAGGGAAUGUUGCCACUAAAUUUAAAAAAUCAAAAUAUAAACCAGGGGUGUUGAAAAAAGGGGUGGACUCCCUUAAUGAUGCUAUUAAUGAACUCCCAUGCAAUAUUGUUAAUGACUCUAUGGUUGGUGAAAAAAGAAAGCUUGUUGAUCAUAUGAUUGUGGAUGAUAGUUGUAAUCUGGAUGACUUGGGUUCUAAGAAAUGUAAAUUUAAUGACUCUUCUGAUUUUGGCAAUAAUGAUGUUAUUGGUGAGGCGGAGUUGAGAAGACUUAGUGCUUCUAAUACCCCCGACAUUCUCUUUAUGUCGGAAACUAAGGUUACUAAAAAUAUUGUUGAGCAGAAAAAGGAGAGUCUUGGAUUUUCCGGGGCCUUUGGAGUGUCGUGUGUUGGGAGAGCUGGAGGUUUAUGUAUGUUUUGGAAGGAAGAAACGAUCUCUUUUAAGAUGGUGUCUUUUUCCCAAAAUUAUAUUUGUGGUGAUGUGGGGAGUAGUGGGGAUGUGCGAUGGAGGUUUGUGGGCAUUUAUGGUUGGCCGGAAGAGGAGAAUAAACAUAAAACUUGGGCUUUGAUUAAAGGGUUGUGUGAUGAAUAUGAGGGGCCUGUAGUUUUUGGGGGCGAUUUUAAUGAAAUUUUGAGUUAUGAUGAGAAGGAAGGAGGUGCUUCGAGGGAGCGGAGAGCUAUGGUGGGGUUUCGUAAUGUGAUGGAUGACUGUAGUCUUAGAGAGUUGCGUUUUGUAGGUCAGUGGCACACUUGGGAGAGAGGGAGGAGUCCUGAAUCUCGAAUUAGAGAACGCUUGGAUCGGUUUAUCGUCUCGCGUUCUUGGCUGAAUAUAUUUCCAGAGGCUUUCAUUGAUCAUAAGGUGCGUUACUGUUCGGAUCAUGCUGCUAUUGUAUUACGUUGUUUGGGAAAUGAGGGGAUGCUGAGAAGACGGGAUGGUGGGUUUCGUUUUGAGACCUUUUGGCUUCUUGAUGAUGCUUGUGAGGAGGUGGUGAUGGGAGCUUGGAGUGCAGCAGAGGAUGGUAGAAUUUGUGAAAAAUUAGGGGUUGUUGCGAGGGAGUUGCAGGGAUGGAGUAAAAAGUCUUUCGGGUCUCUUAGAAAGAAAAUUGAAGUAGUGGAGAAAAAGUUACAUGAAGCCCAGUGCGAAGCUAUUUCGAAUGACAGUUGUGAGAGGUGUGUGAGUAUGGAAAAGGAGUUGGAUGAAUUACAUACUAAGAACGAGGCUCACUUGUACAUGAGAUCGCGAGUGGCGGAAGUGAAGGAUGGGGAUAGAAAUACUUCCUAUUUUCAUCAUAAAGCUUCUCAAAGGAAAAAACGGAACCUCAUUCAUGGUAUCUUUGAUGGUGGCGGGAGGUGGCAAACGGAAGGCGAGGAGAUCGAGUGUGUGGUGGAACGCUAUUUUCAAGAGAUCUUUACUUCUUCUGAGCCUUCUUUUGAUGAUUUUCAGGAGGUAUUGCAGCAUGUGAAGGUGUUUGUGACACAGGAGUAUAACGACGUCCUUCUGAUGCCUUAUUCAAAAGAGGAGAUUUUUGCAGCUUUGAGUGAUAUGCACCCUUGUAAAGCUCCAGGGCCUGAUGGGAAUGUUAAUUGUACUAAUAUUGCUCUUAUUCCAAAAGUUAAACCCCCUACUGUUGUCUCUGAGUUUAGGCCUAUAAGUUUAUGCAAUGUAUUGUAUAAAAUAGCUUCUAAAGCUAUUGUUUUGAGGCUUAAACAAUUCCUUCCCUGUAUUGUAACGGAAAAUCAAAGUGCGUUUGUCCCUGGAAGAAUGAUUUCGGAUAACUCUCUCAUUGCUAUGGAAAUCUUUCAUACUAUGAAGACGAGGAAUAAUAGCAUGAAAGGAUUGAUUGCGAUGGAACUUGACAUGAGUAAGGCCUAUGACAGAGUGGAGUGGGGUUAUCUCAAGAAGUUAUUGUUGACAAUGGGGUUCGAUGGACGAUGGGUUAAUCUGGUUAUGAGUUGUGUUGCUACUGUUUCUUAUUCCUUCAUUAUCAAUGGAAGACUAUGUGGUUCUGUGGCUCCCUCCAGAGGAUUACGCCAGGGUGAUCCUUUAUCUCCGUUCCUUUUUAUCUUGGUUGCUGAUGCCUUCUCUCAGAUGGUUAAACAAAAGGUGGCUAUGAAAGAAAUUCAUGGUCCGAAAGCAAGCCGGAAUGGUCCAGAAAUCUCUCACCUUCUUUUUGCAGAUGACAAUCUUCUCUUUACCAGGGCUACCCGACAGGAGUGCUUGACAAUAAAUGUGGAAGAAGUUGAGGGGUUGGAAAGAAAAGUUAUUGUCGCGGGCUGGGAAAGAGGUGUUGAUCAAGCACUGCCUACAUACCUAAUGGGAGUUUAUAAGCUUCCUGUUGCUGUCAUACAAGAAAUCCACUCUGCUAUGGCUCGAUUCUGGUGGGGAGGAAAAGGGGAUGAAUGGAAAAUGCAUUGGCUAAGUUGGGAGAAAAUGUGCAAACCCAAUUGUAUGGGGGGUAUGGGAUUUAAGGACCUUGCGGUCUUUAAUGAUGCUUUAUUGGGUAAACAAGUUUGA